This is a messenger RNA of Andrographis paniculata, 1208 nucleotides long. Its product is annotated as agamous-like MADS-box protein AGL80. The record is from RefSeq and is a predicted model, not a curated record. The transcript has 2 exons. Bases 119 to 889 code for a protein of 256 amino acids. Gene Ontology annotation, molecular function: protein dimerization activity; DNA-binding transcription factor activity, RNA polymerase II-specific; RNA polymerase II cis-regulatory region sequence-specific DNA binding. NCBI's taxonomy places the organism in Eukaryota, Viridiplantae, Streptophyta, Magnoliopsida, Lamiales, Acanthaceae. Gene Ontology annotation, biological process: positive regulation of transcription by RNA polymerase II.
UCAAUCCAAGAAUCUCGUGUACUGCAAGAAACUCAAAGCAUUCAAAGCAUAAGUAAAUGAUGAUCCUGAAGAAUGCAGAUAAAUUAGUGAUGAAAAACAUUGAGAUGAUACACUAAACAUGGCUCCGAAGAAAUCCAAGUAUGUAGAGAUCUCCAGUGAGAGGGUGAGGAACUCUACUCUCAAAAGAAGGCUCGAUGGUUUGUACAAGAAAGCGCACGAGCUAUCAGUGCUGUGCGGUGUAGACAUAGCAGUUAUAAUUCAUGAUUCAGGUGAGGGAAAUACGAUGCUAUGGCCCUCCCCCGACAAGGUAAUAAACGAUGUCGACAAGUUCUUAAGCCUUCCUGACCAGGAGAGGCUUAAAAAGAUGGUACUUCAGGAGAACUACUUGAUGGACAAAGUGAAGGACAUGACUGAAAGAGUAUCUGAACUUCGUCAAAAGAAUGAAGAAACGGAGAUGGGGUUCGUCUUGAAUCAACUCAUCAAUGGCAAAAACUUAAACGAGUUGGAUACAAGGCAACUGAACAGUGUGUACCAAUUGGUCGACAAAAAGCUGAAAAACGUUCAGACCAGGAACGAGGAACUUGAAGGGGUUCAAGACAACACUCCAGCAGCAGAUAUUGCUGGUCAUUGUCUCCCCUUCUUACCGGGAUCAGAGGCAGCGGCUGCAAGGAAAAGCCAAGAUAGCUGUCCUCCAGCAGCAACUCCAAUCACCACAUUCAUGCAAGAUAUGGCGGUCAACGGUGAAAAUAUGUUUGGCAUACAAGACAACCUCAAUUUAUGGAAAGGAAGUGACAUAGAGCCCGAACCGACUAAAGCUGCAACCCCCUUCAAUGAAGGAAAUCAACUCGAUGAUUUCAGCCAAGUUUGGUCAUCCAUUUUCUCUCCGUGAUUCCAAUUUGCGCAUUUCAUACCGGCAGGCUUCAGAGUGAAAAACACACACACACAGAUACUUUCUUCUGUUUUCUCACAAAUAGCCAUUCUCCAAUAUCUAAACUAUUGUUCGUUUCUGUUUCCUAGAAUUUUAUUCACUAAUAUGCAAGAAUAUUCUAUGUAAUCCUGUCCAUAAGUUCUAAAUACAAAAUCAAAUCUACAGGGAUUGAGAAUAUGCUGUCUUAUGUUAUAUGUUUUAACUAUCAGAACAUUCAUUAACCACAUUAGAUCGGUGUUUUCUUCCUAGUGUCACAGAUCGGUGUUUUCUUCCUAGUGUC